Molecule: messenger RNA, 3569 nt
Organism: Nymphalis io (European peacock)
Lineage: Eukaryota; Metazoa; Arthropoda; Insecta; Lepidoptera; Nymphalidae
Gene: Swim
Exons: 9
Coding region: 263-1540 (425 amino acids)
Biological process (GO): proteolysis
Cellular component (GO): lysosome
Molecular function (GO): cysteine-type peptidase activity
Source: RefSeq, a predicted model, not a curated record
ACACUCGCGCCAAACUGACGCUAAGACAUUCCAAAGUCAAAUUUGCCGCGCGAAGUGACAGUUCGAUUUAUUCCUUUUUUUAAAACCGGACCCCGUUAGUUUCGAGUGUUUUAUUUUUAAAACAACAAUGGACAGUUGAUUUUUUUUAUUAUGUCCGUGGACUAGAAUUUUUUUUAAAAAGAAUAUUUCGUUAAAGUUUCUAUUAGCAUUUUCAGACAAUUUCGAUCUUGGCUGUGUUAAGUUGUUAACAACAAAAGCUGUCAUGACGAAUACGAUGCAUAUCUUAUUUAUCUGCGCGUUCCUAAGCGCAGUCACGGCGUACUGGCAUCCAGAUCUCCCGCCGGGUCCCUAUUGCGGCAUCGACAAUAAAUGCUGCAAAGACAGAGAGGAUGGCUGCUCACAUAGAAUAAUGGAUACUCUGUGCUACUGCGACGAAUUCUGCGAUCGUAAUCACGAUGACUGCUGUCCGGACUACCAGAAAGUGUGUCGACGUGAAGUCGAUACGAUUUUGAACCCUUGCAAACACGCUGGCAAGUUUUACUUCGAAGGAGAGACCAGGCUAGACGAUUGCAAUACUUGCACAUGCAAACGCGUGAACGCUGAUACGUUGGACUGGUCCUGUGAGAAUGAUCCUUGCAUCAUGAACUCGGAUGUGAUAUACGGUGUCAAUCGCGGUUCAAGUUGGAGGGCCUACAAUUACACGCAGUUCCAAGGAAAGAAGCUGAAGGAUGGCCUCGUGUAUAAGCUAGGUACUUUACCUCUGAGCCGUGAGACUCGACUCAUGGGCCCCAUCAGGCAUGACAAAGACAUUAACUAUCCAACGCACUUCGACGCCCGCGAACGCUGGCCGAAAUACAUUUCGCCUGUCGUGGACCAGGAAUGGUGUGGAUCAGACUGGGCCAUAUCGAUUGCAACAGUUGCUUCAGACAGGUUUGCGAUCCAAUCGAACGGUGCAGAGAGUAUGGUGCUGAGCCCGCAAUCUCUCCUGUCUUGUAACCGCAAUCAGCAGCGAGGCUGUCAUGGAGGACACAUCGACGUCGCUUGGAACUAUGUACGAGGACAAGGAAUCGUAGACGAAGAAUGCUUCCCCUACAAAGCAGCGAACACUAAAUGCCCGUUCAGACCAAAGGGCAACCUUAUUGAAGCUGGUUGCAGAAUACCCGUGAAACAAAGAACAUCAAGGUACAAGGUCGCACCCCCCGGCAAGCUGAACACCGAAAAAGACAUCAUGUAUGAUAUCAUGGACUCUGGACCAGUACAAGCGGUCAUGACCGUACAUCAAGAUUUCUUCCACUACCGCGAUGGCAUUUAUCGUCGCAGCCCGUACGGUAACCAGCAUAUGAAGGGUCUCCACAGUGUCCGUAUUGUCGGCUGGGGUGAGGAACGCGGAGAGAAAUACUGGAUUGUAGCAAACAGCUGGGGUUGUGACUGGGGCGAAAACGGAUACUUCAGGAUCCUAAGAGGUGCAAAUGAAGCCGAUAUCGAAUCUUUCGUGGUGACCGUCCUGUGCGACGUCACUAGAGCCUACCAGAAGAAAUAACAUAGGAACUAUUUAAUAACACCCCUGUGCGUGGUCAGUAAACCAGUUAAAACCAGACGGGGGUGGAUAUUACUGAAUAGUACGAGAAAUUUCGGAUGACAAUAAUCUGAGUGCAUGAUUCAAACAUUUUUAUAAUUUUAAAAUAAGUUUUGUAAAUUUUCUAUCGAUUAAUUUUUAAACAUUUUUAGUAAUCAUUAUUAUUUUUAUGACUCUUCAUCUGAAUAGCUAUAAAAAUAGUAAGUAAAAUCUUUUACGAUCAGUGGUUUUUUUUCAACGAAACGAGGUAAUAUAUUUUUAAGUCGACAAUAUUUUUUUUCUGAAGGUCUUUAAUCUAAAAUAUACGGUUUUGACAAAAUCAUGCACUCAAAUAUUUUAGGGCUGUUCGAGUUACACGGUGAUAGUGUGUUUGAGGAUUGAUUUGAAAGAAUACGAAUUGUACGCCAAAUUAUACAUUAUGUGCAACACAAAACGCUGAGAAACAUUAUAUACAAGGGAGUGAGGGGACAGUUUGCGCGAAUGCUAUUUAAAAAUCGAACAACGCGAAGUUCAAUAACGCUGACUUUAAAAUUUUCAUUUUUAUUAUUUCAAUAUAAAGUUGCCAGUUGUUAAAAAAAUAUCAUUAACCUUUUUUAAUUUUGAUUACAUUAUGGGACGCUUUGAACGGUUACUGAGGCCUGAACGAAUGAUUGAGUAACCAACGAACCAUUCACUACGGAAAUUUGCAUUAAUAGGUGUAAUAAACCAGUUCCUAAACGUCCACUUCGUUACCCAAGGCUAGUCCCUGAAUUGUAUAAAUAUUCUUGUAUUGCACAUAAUGUACACACUGCUUUAUACAAAUGACUAUUUUUAUGUCAAUUUUAUUUGAGCGUGUCAAUUUCGAGUACGCGGAAAUAAAUUCUAGAUUAUUUUCUAAGUAAUAUAACGAUUUAGAUAUAUUUUUAUUAAAUAUUUCAAAUUUACAUGUCAUAUGGAAAAUUUAGUAAAUAAUAAACAUCGCAUUAGUGAUAUAUUUAAGAAUAAGCAGUCUUGAUAUUUUAAAUUCAUAUGAUUUAUUUUUCUAGUACUUAUUAUACGUAUUAAUCGUAAAAAAAAGUUAGUAAGGUAUUUUUUGCUAUAAGCAAUUAAGAAUUUUAUUAUUAAAGUUUUCUAUUUUAAGUAAAGGCUUGUUUUAAGUUCAAUAUUUAUGCACCGUAUAUAGAAAUGUAACUGCCAUUUUUAAUAUAGGUAAGUAACUUAUGCCUGUUCCACACAUUGCUUUAUUACGAUGCAACGGCAAAUUAUAUUUAUGACAUUACAUAGAAGAUUUUAAUGCUCUAGAACAGUUUAUAACUUGGCACUUCGAUUAUUCAUGCCUGUUAUGCCAAGUUAUUUUUUAAAUAAUUGUUGGUUGUUCUAAUGUAUAAAACCUGUUUUUUUUUCUACAAAAAUGCAUUAUAUUCUUAAAGCGAACAGCGUCAAAAAUAAAGCACUCAAUAUCGAGCACUGUCAAGCACUAGUCUUAUGAAUAAAAAAAAAGUAUUUUUAAAUAAAUUUAUUCAUCUCAUAAAGUCUACAUAAAUAGACAAUAAUUUAUAAAAUAUUUUUAGAUAUACUAUUUUAAAUGUAAUUUAAGGAAUGCACAGAUUAGAAAUAGCUUAUCGUCUAUGGUCAUUGAGAACAGAUUAUUUCAUAUUCAGGCAAUAAUUACGAAGUCUUCUUUAACAAAAGUAAAAAAAAAAAUGUGGCAAAAUAGAACAAACAAAUAUAAUUUCUCAUAACAAUCUUUUUAUCAGUCUAUUUAAUCAGAAUAGUUGAACAAAACUUCUUUAAUGCCAAAAGAGAACUAAAACACAUCACAAUAAAACAAAUUUAAAAAAUCUCUUUGUCAUGUAAGGUAGCGAGUUACAGCAGUGUAAGGUCGGUCCACCUUCAUAAGAUUGUUUACAUACAGAGAAUGUAUGUGUAUUGUUAACGACUAAAAGCAUUAACAUGUAUUUAUUUUUAAUUAAAAUUGUAAUAUUGUAACAGAGGUAAUAAAAUUUUAAGAUUA